UCCAGAGAGUUCACGAUACUAAUCGCAAAGUCACCGCAGAGCAUCGCAAAGUCACCGCAGAGCAUCGCAAGUCACCGCAGAGCAUCGCAAGGUCACCGCAGAGCAUUGCAAGUCACCGCAGAGCAUUGCAAAGUCACCGCAGAGCAUCACAAGGUCACCGCAGAGCAUCACAAGGUCACCGCAGAGCAUAGCAAGUCAUCGCAGAGUAUCGCAAGUCACCGCAGAGCAUCGCAAGUCACCGCAUCAAGAAAAGAAAAGUCUCCUUUAAGACUGACAUUUGUUUCUGCAACCUUCAGAUCACGGUAUCCUGCUUUCCAAUUAAGGUCAGAGCUUUCCUUUAUUACUCACUUAUGCACAUAGGUUUCUGCAAGAGACAUUUUUGUGCUCAAGAGAAUACAGACUUUUAA
Molecule: messenger RNA, 407 nt
Organism: Staurois parvus
Lineage: Eukaryota; Metazoa; Chordata; Amphibia; Anura; Ranidae
Source: the annotation of a GenBank genome assembly